CUAAAUCAAGCACUCCCAUCCUUCCCUUCCUCCCCAGUCCCAGACCCCGACGGACGAACCAAAUGCUUCUGACUCUUAUUCAAAUAAGUCCUCUCGUAAAGCACAUAAGACGUAUACAACGCAAUCGGCAACGCCACGAUAGUGGAAAGCCAUCGUCUGGCAGCAAUUUUAUAUUCCUUCGUUUGCCGAAUAUCCCGGACAGCUUGUGGACUUUGGGGUCCUCGCCGGGGUGGAUGAGGUGGACGUUGAAGGGAUUGCGGGUUGACAAUUACGCGGGGUUGUUGGUUAGACAUUUUGUUUUUAUUCUUAUUAUCUUUUUUUCCCUCUCUGUCUCUCUGUACGAUAGUAUUGGGCUCGGGAUGGUAUGUUAAAGUACUUAUUCGAAGGGAUGUGGUUUGAUUGAAU
Molecule: messenger RNA, 405 nt
Organism: Aspergillus caelatus
Lineage: Eukaryota; Fungi; Ascomycota; Eurotiomycetes; Eurotiales; Aspergillaceae
Exons: 3
Coding region: 63-371 (102 amino acids)
Source: RefSeq, a predicted model, not a curated record